UGGCUGUUACUUUGAUACCCUUGUUGUAAAUAAUCUUCCAGGCCUUUAGCAAAAUAAUUAUUGAUUGAAUGUAUUUUGUUUUGUAGGAAGCUGCACAAGCUCUGAUUUAUGCCGGAAUGGCUGGUUCAACACUGGACAAUAUUCAGGACAAAAUAAGGGAGUACUUGGAGAGAGUGGAAGCGUUGUACAGUGCAGGUAGGUACUCUCUCUCUAUAUACCCCGAUGCUGCCAUGAUUAUUCUUAUUGGUUUCUGUUUAUUGCCACAUCUCCUUUUGGAUCAUUCAUGACAAUGUCUUAGCCAGUCACAGUGAUCAUCUAAUCACUUGUUUCUGUAGGUUUUUUUCUUUAUUCUAUUUCCCUCCUCCUUUUAGUCAUUUGCCCCCUGUCACAUGGCAUGUUUAGGAAUAUUGUUCCUAAUAUAUGCCUAUUAGAAGGAAUUGACAGACCCAAAAGUGUGUAGAAAAUUAUAUAUGUGGGUUGACUUUUUAGUGGAUGGGUUUAACCCUUGAUGUAUACCCUUAUAACAAUUGGAGGGGGUAGCAGUGCUCCACUGGUCUGACAGUUAAAUGUAAUCCCUCAGCUUCCCAUGCAUGUUACUGUUACUGGAUUGAUGUUGUAAAAUAAGCACUGAACUGAAAAUCCAUGUGUUUUUUGUCUCCCAUGUUAUAGUUCAAGGACAGAAUGCUGACCCUUUAAAAACAAAACAUCACUUGGACCUUGAGAGGGCACACUUCCUUGUCACUCAGGCAUUUGAGGAGGAUGAUAAAGGCAAUAUGGAAGAUGCCAUCGAGCUGUACUCUGAAGCUGUUGAACUGUGCAUAACAACGGUCAGUAAACAGUCCCAUCACUGCUGGGACAUUUCUCCUUUACUUAAAUGACUCUAUUACUACUAUUAUACAUGAAAUGAAUUAGAAAUAACCGUAGUCCAAAUUAGAAUUGCAGUUAAGUUUUAUUCUUUCUUUACUUUGCUAAAGCCAUAAUUAUUUAAGUUCUUUACGUGGGCAAUGCACCUAAUUAGAUGAUGCAUGUUGUGCAUUUAGGUUUUAGAUGUUUUGCUAGGCCGCCAUGUUUAUACGUCUCCCACUCAGCAUAAUCACAUCUGCACUUAUACAAGGCCUUUAUAUAUAUAUUGUGUACAAAUGUGUGAAUUUACGGGUGUAAUGAAUAUGCGUAUAAUAUAUGUGAAAACAUUGUAGAGUAGUUAUAACCAACUUUAAUCUUUGAGCUAGACUUCCCAUGAAGCAUGACCCACCUUACGGGGAGCUAUAGUUCAUAGACAUAUACACUGCUCAAAAAAAUAAAUGGAACACUUAAACAACAAUAUGUAACUCCAAGUCAAUCACACUUCUGUGAAAUCAAGCUGUCCACUUAGGAAGCAACACUGAGUGACAAUCAAUUUCACAUGCUGUUGUGCAAAUGGGAUAGACAACAGGUGGAAAUUAUAGGCAAUUAGCAAGACACCCCCAAUAAAUGAGUGGUUCUGCAGGUGGUGACCACAGACCACUUCUCAGUUCCAAUGCUUCCUGGCUGAUGUUUUGGUCACUUUUGAAUGCUGGUGGUGCUUUCACUCUAGUGGUAGCAUGAGACGGAGUCUACAACCCACGCAAGUGGUUUAGGUAGUGCAGCUCAUGGCACAUCAAUGCGAGCUGUGGCAAGAAGGUUUGCUGUGUCUGUGGGAAAUGCAUGAUAUUUAAUACGUAUUCUCUCAUUUAUCUGACUUUGUAUAGUCUAAUGAUACUACAGAUCAAAACCUACAAGCAAAACUCAAACAGCUGGCUCGACAAGCCUUAGACCGGUCAGUAAAUUGUAUAUUGCUAUAUGUUUUUAGUACACUUUGAAUUGGAAUUGAAUUUCAUUUUUGCCUCAAGCUACUCGAUUACACAAAUUACACAGCUUAUUGUAUUUUUUCUGGUGAUUAUAUGUAUUCCCUUCAGGCUUUUUGCCGUAAACACUGUGUUUUCAGAGAAAAUGCAGAGCUCACAUUGCAGCCUAGGAAUAACUCCAAUGGCAACUCCUCAGAUUGCUACUAGAGGUUCUUCCUGGGGCAGUGCUGCAAAGUGAGCAGCCCUGAAAUUCGGUGUCUCCACCCUCUGCAUGGAGACACUGAACUUUCCUGAUAGAGAUGCAUUAAAUCAAUGCAUUCCUAUGAGGAGAUGUUGAUUGGCCAGGGUGGUGUUUGACUUGUACUGACUGCCCCGAUCUACCUCCUUGAGAGUCUUAGCCAAUCCUAUGUGAAAGCAUUGUGAUUGUCUCAGAGAAUCACUUUUGAUGAUGUCAGCCAAGCAGGCAGACCAGGGACAGAGCCAGCAGCAGCAGACUUGACUAAGUAGAUUUUAUUAUAUUUGGGGGUGGGGUCAGGAGGGCUAGAUGGUGGUUUUAACACUAUAUGGUCAGGAACACACGUUUGUGUUUCUGACCCUAUAGUGUUCCUUUAAAUUUAAGCUGAGACCUAACAUGGGAGCUUUUUAGAAUCCACGGCAGGUAACGCUAUCAAAAUUAUGUAAUUUCUCCCAGACGUUCCUGGAAGUAAGACUUUUCAUCAGGACAUGAUGUAUGUCUUAGUGUAUAUUUACUUAAUUUAUGUCCAGUCCUGUAAGCAGAUCACAAAUUGAAAGUUAGAUCAUAAAUCUACAUGUCCAGUAGUAGUGUAACAUUAUUUAAGACCCUUGCAGAAUAUUGCCAUUUGACUGUUCCUUUCUGUCUAAGGCCUCAAUUUAAUAUUUUUGGAUAAGCUUUGCAAAUGAUUUAAUAAUUUUUUAUAAAUUUACCGUUAGAAGUUUACAAUCCUUUUUGAAAAAUAUGAAAACAUAAAAAUAUAUAUAUCAUAUAAAUGAAUACAUUAUGUUUAUCCAAUAAUAUUAAAUUAUUUGAAAUGCUUCUCCAAAAAUUAAAAUCGAAGCCUAAGUGGUUUUUGGUGGAACUAUGUUUAAUUGUAUAAAUGUAGCCAACCAUCAAGUUUAGGAUAGUUAGGAUAGGGAUUGUAGGAUUUUAGUGCAGUUUUAUUUUGACAUUAAUCCUUUACAUUCUCCAGCAGCCAAAGCCCAUCUAUUCCUUGUUAUGUGUUCAAUAUAUUUCUUCUGUUAAGCAGGAAAUGACUGAAAACACUGAAAAUCUGUGUAUCCCCUAGUUUGCGCUGAAUUGAUCCAGGCUCUCUGUUACCAUGUGCCUAGUUCUCAUUCUCCUUUUGUAUCGUUCUAGUUAAAUGAAUAUUGUUUUCUAGUAUUACAUAAUAUGGCACCAUCAUUUUCCAUUCCCAGCAUCAGUUAACACAUUGGGUGUAAUGGUAUAAGUGAAUUUGAAAGGACAAUAAACAACUUCAAUGUUUUUCUGAUUUCUUUAUUAAUUUCUAAAUUUGUGUGGGGGGGUGGGUUUCCCCUAAUAGAGCAGAAUCUCUGAAAGAAUCAAUGUCUAAAUCAUCUGCUAAAGACAAAGCUCCUCUAACCAAACCAAAUCAGCCAACAAGAACAUUCUUUCCUCUUGGCCAAGACUUCAGCUUAAAUGAUAAACCGCAGAGUGUACGACCAGGACAGAUCAAUGAGGCUCCUCGACAGAGGUAUACAUCGGAGGAGAUAGAAGUGCUCAGGUACUGUAAUAUUUAUUUUCUUUAAUUGUUUAAUCCAGGAGGUUGAAAAAUAUCUUGAUCUCACUCCGUUAAAAGUUUAGCCUCUGUAAAAUGGUGUUGGGUCUGCAACGAGACCUUUAGCUGCUUUGAUCAUUCUGCUACCACAAAGGAUAACACCUUUUUUGAUAGGAGUAUUUGACUUUUUCCCUGAGAUUUCUGAUCCUUAUGUGCUAUGGAUAUUUUCUUUAUGUUUGACAGGAAGACGUCGAAGAUAAAUAGCAUUGAAUAUGUGCCUUUCAUGAGCGUUGACCUACGGGAACGUUUUGCUUUUCCAAUGCCAUUCUCGUGAGUAAACCAUGUGAUGUGGACAUCUUUUUAUUGUGUCACACAAAAUAAGCCACACAUGUCUGAAUGGGAUCUGUUAUAAUACAUGAGUAUAAAUAGGAUCUAUUAAAAGUAUUUUGAAUGGGAUCUAUUUUAAGGCAUGACUGGACAAAUUAAAUGACCCAGAUAAAUAGGAUCUAUUAAAUAACAUAAACCAGAUAAAUAGGAUCUAUUAAAUAUCAUGACCCAGAUAAAUUGGAUCUAUUAAGUAGCAUGAUCCAGAUAAAUGGGAUCUAUUAAGUAGCAUGAUCCAGAUAAAUAGGAUCUAUUAAAUAACAUGAACCAGAUAAAUAGGAUCUAUUAAAUAACAUGAUCCAGAUAAAUAGGAUCUAUUAAAUAGCAUGAUCCAGAUAAAUAGGAUCUAUUAAAUAGCAUGAUCCAGAUAAAUAGGAUCUAUUAAUUAACAUGACUCAGUGAAUGUGAUCUAUUAAAUGACUCUAUGACUAGGAUCCCUUUACUAAAGACAGCCUGUAGUGUCAUAGUGAUCUUACAUUUAAUGGGUUACUCCAACCUCCAUUAACACUUCUGCUUUGUGGGGGAACAAAGUGACAAGUGCCCAAUAGGGCAUUAUAAAGUAAAAAUAUUAGAGUAAAACAUUAAUGAUCUUAUUCCAAACAGUUUGUCCACUCAUUUUCUUGUAAUAGCCCAAUAAACUGGAAAAUCCAAACUCUUUAGGGAUCACAUUGUAGUGAUGGCAAAGAGUGUAAUUGGUACGUAUGAGGCUUAAUUCCAUGAAACAGAGUGGGAUUGCUUAAAAUGGCUCUUUCGUUAUGUUGAUCUAUUGGCUCCCAGCUAUGUGAUCUCUUCCUUAAGUCCUGCCGGUUCAUCCUCCAAACUUGUCUGGCACCUGGACCAGUUCAACUUUAUCAUUUUUGAAGUUGUUCCAUUCCCAUCGGGUGUACUUUCUCAUCACAGCCAUCUUAAAUGCUUACAUAAGUAUCUAAGAUGGCGGAAACAUAUCUUCUGUACUACCCUGGCGAGUGCAUGAAAUACAUAUGUGCCCAGGGAAUCCGGUGACUUCUACUGACCUCGGUUGGCUCUUGCGAUUGCGACAGAGUAAACACUGAUGAUAAGUGUUGCGAGGAAGUGAAGCGAGGAGGGAGGGGGAUGAUUGUAGCCAAAGAAGGCCAAUUUUGACAAAGGCCAUAGACUUUCACUAAAGCUCCACCCUUUGUAAACUUUUGUCAUUUCUGAGGGGAAAAAUGCAUAAAUAAAUAAAACCAAAAAAAAAACAAAUCAGGGCAGCCAAGGCAUGUAUUUGGGACAUGCCUAUGGAAAAAAAAUGACAGAUCCUAUUUUCCAAAUGGGAAUAGAAUUCAUUGGCGCAAUAUGUCGUUAAUAGAAUUAGUAAUAUUAACUACGUAUCAGAUGAAACCUUUAUUUAACACAUUCCAUGUUUAUAGAUAAAAUCAAUCUGAAAUUAAUACAAACUGUGUAACUUUAGAGACAAAUUUGGCAAGCUGGCGCUGUCACCCAAACAGAAAGCCAUAUUCUCCAGAUGGGUUCGACCCGAUGAUAUUACAAACAACCCUACAAUGAUCUACACUGUGUCCAGCUUCAGCAUCAAACAGGUAAUCCAUGGCAUUUUAUAAAGGAAGAGGAACGUUAAUGUGUGUAAACAAUAACUGUUAUCUAUGGUAUACUAUGCAAACCUGUAAUGAAUUGCACUUAAGAAAUAAAUAAAAAUUUUAAAAAAAUAAACCAGCCUGGGACUUAGAAUUAACAAUAUCACAUUCAUCCAGUCUUCAGCUGGUCAUUUUACAUAUCUACCAAAUAAGAUGAAUAUAUCGUACAUCUGUUAAGGGAUUUUUUGAUGUUUUUAUAUAGAUGGCUAUGUACAAAACUUAGCAUGGCCCAACAAAGAAAACAUUAUGUUGUCUUAGGACAGUGAUGACAAAACUUUGACACUCCAGCCAAAUGUUAGCCGUUUACUAUUCCUGGAGAUUGCAGGAAACAAACUAUGGAUCACCAAUAGAUGGCACUAGAGAAAAGAUUUAACUUGAAAACGAUUCUUGAAAACUAUAUUUUUAAAGUUCCCUUCUAAGAUGUAUUUAUUUAUUGAUUAUAGGAGCUUAUUCUGUAAUUAUUCAGUAUUUGUUAACGUGUAGCAAUGUUUAUUUGUCACCAGACAAUCGUGUCAGAUUGCUCUUUCGUGGCUUCCCUAGCCAUCAGUGCCGCUUACGAGAGACGCUACAACAAGAAACUCAUUACAAGGUAUGUCAAGCAUCAGCAUAUUAGCAACCAGUUGGGAUUAAACACAGCUCUUAACCAGUGAGAGUAAUCAGCCACUUCUAUAAACACCACACACAGAUCUGGAUAUUUCCAUGUACACAUCAUUUCAGGAGUAGUAAAAAUAAACAAACUUGUCAGCCACAGAUUUUUGGAGUGGUGGAACAAGGAAUACAGGGCCGGGUCAAUCUAGGUCAAUUCUCAGCCAAGAUUCCAUUCCUGUUCAUGAAAAAAAUUUAAAUGGCAGAAACUACUUGGCACGUUAAUAGCAGUCACUUUGUUUUUAUAUAAUUCAAGUUUAAUGUAUUAUUGUCAUGAAUGAAACUAUUUGUGAGUCUGAUAUGCAGAGUGACCAGAUCCACCAUGUUUACAGGGACACAUAUAUAAUUGUCAUUUUUAUGAAAACUGUGGCCCUGCAGUAUGUAUAAUGCAUAUUCUGUUGGAUUCUUUAUUGCUUAAUUGCUUAAUCUUACACACCUUCUGAAUUCUACAUUUUACAGGGCUACUAUUUUCAUGUGAUGCCCAUCAAUAUGUAUAUAUGUGUCCCAGAAAACAUGGUGGAUCUGGUAACCCUGCUUAUAUGGGCUUUCUCAUAGAAACCAUAAAAAAGCCUGGACAACUAAAGCAUGUCUUCCGAGACCUUGUAUUGGCAAAGUGAUUAAUUGCUUCCCCCUCCCAUAUCACAAACACAUGUCUGGGAGUAUACCACCAUUGCUAUAAUGAAUAAGUUUGGGGUCAUAUGUAGUUAUUGUGCUUUUUAUUAUUAUUAUUAUUAAAAGUUAAAUGUCCCUUCUGUUUAGAAACAGGGAAAUUAGUGAGUAGUUCUCUUGUGUUCAUUUACAUAUCCUGUGAUUCUCUGACAGCUAAACUUAAUGGAAGUGGUUCCUGGCAACUGUGUUUAGGGGUUGUAGCCAAACUCAUUUACGUUUUACUGGUAUCAUUUUAAAAAACCUAGCUGUAGCUGUAAGUUUAAUUCUCACUUACUAUACUUUUAUUUACGUUUACUUCUUACUUUUCUUUAUCUGUACAAAUUUUUUUUUACAAAACUGUUUCCCGAAACUGAAUUUUGUUUUCUCACUUAGCAUAAUUUACCCUCAAAAUAAAAAAGGAGAGCCAGAAUAUAACCCGUGCGGAAAAUAUAUGGUGAAAUUGCACAUAAAUGGUGUUCCUAGAAAGGUAAGUGACAGUCUUAAUUUCUUAACCUGUUCUCGUGUUACAAAAGAACAACAUUGAAUGUUUACUUCAAAAGCUAUUUGAAGUCACAUUUUUCCUCUAGAAGUGCAAUAAUAUCAAAAGAAAGGCAGAUGAACUGAUAAAACUAUAUUGAUAAAACUGAUAAAAUAUUCCAGCUAAAAAUGUAUCCUUUUUUAUAUAUACAGUUGCAAGAAAAAGUAUGUGAACCCUUUGGAAUAAUAUGGAUUUCUGCACAAAUUGGUCAUAAAAUGUGAUCUGAUCAUCAUCUAAGUUACAACAAUAGACAAUCACAGUCUGCUUAAACUAAUAACACACAAAGAAUGAAAUGUUGCCAUGUUUUUAUUGAACACACCAUGUAAACAUUCACAGUGCAGGUGAAAAAAGUAUGUGAACCCCUAGACUAAUGACAUCUCCAAGAGCUAAUUGGAGUGAGAUGUCAGCCAACUGGAGUCCAAUCAAUGAGAUGAGAUUGGAGGUGUUGGUUACAGCUGCCCUGCCCUAUAAAAAACACACACCAGUUCUGGGUUUGCUUUUCACAAGAAGUAUUGCCUGAUGUAAAUGAUGCAUCACACAAAAGAGCUCUCAGAAGACCUACGAUUAAGAAUUGUUGACUUGCAUAAAGCUGGAAAGUGUUAUAAAAGUAUUGCUGUUCAUCAGUCCACGGUAAGACAAAUUGUCUAUAAAUGGAGAAAGUUCAGAACUGCUGCUACUCUCCCUAGGAGUGGCCGUUAUGUAAAGAUGACUGCAAGAGCACAGCGCAGACUGCUCAAGAAGAAUCCUAGAGUGUCAGCUAAAGGCUUACAAAAGUCACUGGCAAAUGCUAACAUCCCUGUUAGCGAAUCUACAAUACAUAAAACACUAAACAAGAAUGGAUUUCAUGGGAGGAUACCACAGAGGAAGCCAAUGCUGUCCAAACAAAACAUUGCUGCACGUUUACAGUUUGCACAAGAGCACCUGGAUCUUCCACAGCAGUACUGGCAAAAUAUUCUGUGGACAGAUGAAACCAAAGUUGAGUUGUUUGGAAGAAACACACAACACUAUGUGUGGUGAAAAAAAGGCACAGCACACCAACAUCAAAACCUCAUCCCAACUGUGAAGUAUGGUGGUGGGGGCAUCAUGAUUUGGGGCUGCUUUGCUGCGUCAGGGCCCGGACAGAUUGCUAUCAUCGAAGGAAAAAUGAAUUCCCAAGUUUAUCAAGACAUUUUGCAGGAGAACUUAAGACCAUCUGUCUACCAGCUGAAGCUCAACAGAAGAUGGGUGUUGCAACAGGACAAUGACCAAAAGCAUAGAAGUAAAUCAACAACAGAAUGGCUUAAACAGAAGAAAAUACGCCUUCUGAAGUGGCCUAGUCCUGACCUCAACACGAUUGAGAUGCUGUGGCAUGACCUCAAGAAAGCAAUUCAUCCCAAGAAUAUUGCUGAACUGAAACAGCUCUGUAAAGAGGAAUGGUCAAGAAUUAUUCCUGACCAUUGUGCACGUCUGAUCUGCAACUACAGGAAACGUUUGGUUGAAGUUAUUGCUGCCAAAGGAGGUUCAACCAAUUAUUAAAUCCAAGGGUUCACAUACUUUUUCCACCUGCACUGUGAAUGUUUACAUGGUGUGUUCAAUAAAAACAUGGCAACAUUUCAUUCUUUGUGUGUUAUUAGUUUAAGCAGACUGUGAUUGUCUAUUGUUGAGACUUAGAUGAUGAUCAGAUCACAUUUUAUGACCAAUUUGUGCAGAAAUCCAUAUAAUUCCAAAGGGUUCACAUACUUUUUCUUGCAACUGUAUAUAGAUGCAUUAAAUCUAUUGUAAAAUAAUUACAUUUAAUUUAUUGUAAGUGUCCCUCAUUGAUCUGAGUAAUGGGCCAACCUGCAUUUUAGAGCAGAACCCUCUAGAAUGAGACGACACUCCAAUCAGGAGACUCUCAUCCUGUUAUAUGGCAUGGGAUUGUAUGCCAUAAACUCUUAACAAGCAGGGCUUAAUCAAAUAAGUAGUUUAUAACUCAACUGCAGUUCCAAUCAUCACACAGGAUGAUUAUAACUGCAUUAUAAAAAGGUAGAAUCCACGGCAUGGCUAAUAUUCUCCACAGGCUGUUUUCAAGGUGUUUGAGAACUGUCCUGUGUUCUGAUAUCGGCAGAGCCAUGGGCCUCUCAUGCAGAGUACGCGGCUAGACUCUCUCUGUGUAGACAGAGACACAACGUCUUGGCUCUUGUUCAUGAAGUGUAUGAAGAAAAUUGAUAUAAGGCAACCCAGAACAAAGUGUCUCAGCUGCUUAUAGCGACAGCGUUUUUUACAAAUCAACACUUGCAUACGCCACUCUCAGAAAUGAGAGUGGGCUCAGGGUGCUCUAAGCAUCGUGCACGUUGUAGUAAUGUGAAGUGCUUACAGUGCUUAGACUACCCUUGCAAUGAUUGGAACACUGAAGUAAAUAAAAACCAAUAAUGCAUGCCAAAAGCUGGUCAGCUGAUAACCAAUCAAAGAUGGCACCAUGGACUUAGAAGCACUAAUGUUCCAAUUAAACACCUGUGGGGUGGAUACCAUUAUUAAGUGUAAAUAUUUAUAGUUCAUAUAUCUAAAAUAUGUAUACAUAAAUGCAUAAGUAUAAUCCCGUAUACAUCUAUCUAAUCAUCCACCUCAUACCACCACACACAAUCUCAUUUAAGGAAUCAUCUCUCUACAGGUGUCAUGCUGGGCCCCCAACAACCAACGAAGUUUUGCUGUAAUUAGAAUCUGUAUUUGUGACAAGGUGUAGUUUAUUACUGUACUGCUGCCUGUCUCUCAUUAGGUCUAACCUUGGAUAAGCGAGAAAUACAGUUUCUUAGUGAAAAGACAAGCUUUAAGGCAACACUUAGGGACAAUUACAUAAUCCCUUAUUUCAGAGCUAGUCAAAGGGAUUGUCCACUUAAAAUUUGGCAGUAUGUUUUUAACCCAAUAUACGAAUAAUGCAUAAAAACUAUAUUGAAAAAAAUGAUAUAGGUUAAGAAAAAGGUUACUUACCCGCAAAGUGUCCUUUUGUACAUUGCUUAUGCAGGCAGACCCUUCCAUCACCAGGAUGAGAUAUUCCGAACAUUACUGGGAUUAAUAUUAUCAUGUCAGCAGGGGAUUAUGGAAUAUUCUGUUUAUAACGAAAGAGCAGGUCCCACAACAUGUGAUGAUUGGAACUGCUGAACCUCUUGCACAAUAAGGACAACAUUGACACUGGCAGCCUGGAGCUGUGCGUUCUGGCUGUCUGACUUGACAGCCUUGGUGAGCUGUCUUGUUGAAGCCGAGAUUUCUACUCAGAUAUGAGUGGGUUCAUGGUGCUCUAAGGACCAUGCAUGUUGCAAUAAAACAAAUGGCUUAUGGUGAUUUAAUUGAAUCUUUAAUAAUUAUAAUAACAAAGUAUUUAACCAGGAAAGGUACUUUCAGAUUACUCUGGUUUUCAAGUACGUCCUGGGGAUGUUACCUUAGCCCAACAUCUAGGGGUUGUUACUAUUACCCAAUUUAAUGGUACUCAUUUUAUCUACCUCGGAAGGAUGAAGGGCUGAGUCAACCCUGCCGGGAUUUGAACCUGAACCAAGGGUUGACCAGAUUCCACUGAUGAUGCAUUAAUUUAAAGUGAAUUGUUAUAAUUAAGGCCAAAAUAACACAAUAGGAUACAUUUUCCAAGUUGGCCAAAUUUCACUUUGGCUAUUUUAGCUUAUAAUGUGAAAUUCACUUUGGAUUACCAGCAGUUCACACUUUUGAAUUACCGUACCCUGUUAUUUUCUGAAAGAUGCAGAAGUGUAUAAGCUGCGUUUUUAAAAAGGCAUUUACAUUCAUAGUCUGUUACUCUAAGUGCAUGUUUCCAUUAUCUGGGGUCUAAUUACAAGAAAAAAAAUACAUUUACAAAAAACAAUGUAAUCAGAAUAUUCUGUCACUGUACCUUUGUUUUAACAGGUCAUUAUCGAUGACUAUUUGCCUGUGGAUCACAAUGGAGAACUUCUGUGCUCUUACUCAAACAACAAGAACGAGUUGUGGGUUUCCCUGAUCGAAAAAGCCUACAUGAAGGUUAUGGGAGGGUAUGACUUUCCUGGAUCCAAUUCAGUAAGUAAAAUGGCAGAAUCCUAUCCCAGUCUCUGAUUCUGCCCUGUGACACAGGGCUUGCGUGAUCCACUUGCUUAUCUUUAUACACCCAGUUCUGUCUGGAGUAAUGUUUAGGUUACAAUUAGCUGUGUUGGGUUGGAUUUUUGUAUAUUAUUCUUAUUCUUUUACAAGUAAUACUAGUUUUACUUCACAAGGCCACCAAUUCCUUCCCUCUCUUCUAAAUUGCAUUGUUUCCUGGUUUGCUUCAUAAAUACUGUAUAUAUCAUUGAAGGUUUCUGGGAGUUGUAGUUCAGCCGUUUGCUUUAUACUGCAGGAAGAGGACAAAACUCCCAGAAUCCUUUGCAGUAGUGUUUAUAGAAAUUUAAGUGAGCUAAGUCACAACUUUGCAGCCAUUUCCUGGAUUUGAAGUGUGUGUGUAUGUAUAUAUGAUCGAGAAAUACAUCUUAAGCUAGUUUAAGAAACACUACAAUUAAAACAAAUGUGUUAAGUUUUAUUGGAAUGUUCCUUUAGGCAAAUUAACCUAGCUACAUUUUAUGUUUAGUGAUUCAAAAUGGUUACAUUUUUGUUUCCAUUGUCGUGUUUAUGAUGCUAUGAUAUGCAUGAUUAUUGCCAAAAAUGCAACGAUCACACCAUUUUUAUUUUGACCACAUGGUGGCAGUACGCAUUAGUAUUAGAUACAAAUCUAUACCAGAGAGAACAUUUUAUAAAUGUCGGUUCUGGCAAUAAAUGAAAGCAGCAGUUCAUCAUGGCUAGUCUCAUUGUUCAUAAAAUUUUUCUGUCUAUUUUUAAACUAUUGGUGUGGUUAUAAAAUGUGUGUUUUGGAGGGGGGGGAGGGGGGGGGUUGGGCGGAAAGGUGUAGAUUUGUGUCUUUUCACAUACUAUUUCAGCUGUUUAGUCCUUGGUUGGCCCACUGCUGCCAUGUUGCACAACUAAACCAAAUUAAGCUGCAUCUUCAUGCUUAAAUCUUUUUUUUUUUUUUUUUUUAAUACAUAUUUCUAAAAUAUUUUUAAUUUAUUCCAUACACCACUUUUAUUAGAUUAACUAGUAAUAACACCCAUCAAUCCCUCCGCCCCUCUGACACAUGCUGUUCCUGUGUUUCUUUACCCCUUUAUUCUAGAUUGUAAACUCGUUUUCAUAGAUUGUAAGUUCAUAUGAACAGAGCCUUCUUUACCUCUUGUCUCUGUAAAUAUUAUUUUGUCUGUCAAUUAUUUGUUAUCGAAUAUCAUUGCAUUAUUGUAAAGCACCCCGGCGGAAUAUGUUGGUAAUGAGUAAAUGCUAAUAAUAACGAUACUAAUCUGCUCUGCAGAACAUAGAUCUGCAUGCACUGACUGGAUGGAUCCCUGAGAGAAUUGCUAUGCAUUCAGACAAUCAAACUUUCGACAAAGAAAGCACAUUUAGAAUGUUAUACCAAAGGUAUGGUUAACGCCGACAAGAUAGAUUGCUAUUACCCAAUGGAAGCAGAUUUAGAUAUGUUAAGUGUCAUAACAUCCUAUUUGGGUUAACUCAUUUAAUUUUUUUAAUUUGCAAUGCAAAAAGAGUUACGCUAUGGAAAAAGAAUGGGUUUGUUUUGUUUAGCUGUAGGUUUCUAAUGAUGAAAGAACAAGAUGAUGUCUAAUCGUUAAAUUGAUACGCCACAAGCAAAAAAAUGUAUAAGUCUUUGCAAGGCAGGUGCUCUGAGUAUUGGGAAGUCUGUAAUUGGACAGUUACAGAAAGUCAGGUCGGGUUAGAAGGGGAGGGCUUGAAAAGGCUCUGGAGAAGAGAUCUUAAUAUUUAAAUAAAAUAAAAUGACUUAAUGUUAUUGAAAGUAUUUCUUUAUAUUGUCUUUAGAUUUCACAAGGGUGACGUCCUGAUCACCACAGCUACAGGAGUGAUGACUGAAGAGGAAGGAGAAAAAUGGGGCUUAGUUCCUACUCAUGCUUAUGCUGUGUUAGACAUAAGGGAAUACAAGGUGAAAGUUAACACGAGAUAUAAUCAACCAGUCUCUUAAUUUUUCCCACCUUGUUAUCAUGCCUUUUUUCAAACUUAUACUGUUGGCCCUGCUCUUUAGUAUAUACGGUCCUUUCUCACUAUCUCUGUCCUUUUUCUUCUUAUGUCCCAAUCUGAGUCUGCCCGUUCCCACAUUUCACCCUGAUGCAUUUUACCAUCACUCAAUUUCUCUCUCUUUAGUUCUAUUGGCUUAUUAGAUGGUUCUUCCUGCUACUCAGUUGUCUGCAUUUUCAACCAUUUAUUUCUAUUAAUUUAUUAUUCUUAUUGUUUUUGAAGACAUUCCGGUUUCUUCAGUUAAAGAAUCCCUGGAGUCAUUUACGGUGGAAGGGACGUUUUUGUGAGAAAGAUGAGAGAAGCUGGACCCCUGAACUGCAAAAAUAUUUAAAUUUUGACCCGAGAACAGCACAGAAGAUUGACAAUGGUAAUUAAAAACGUUCUUUGUUCUCAUUCGAAGUUUGUUUUCUCUAAUUUUGAAAUACUCACAGACUGUGUUUGGGCUGUGAUUGUUUAAGGUACAGUAUUAUUAUAAUACAAAUAUUUAAGAAACAACAAUUGCGUUAAAUGGUGAUUCAUUAGCCAUGUCAAUUCUAGCAAACUAAGCAAACUUCUAAUUUACAUCACCAACGCUACCUUGGUCCUUAAACAUCUUUACCUUUCCAGUUAUUUGUUCUGCUUUUACCAGGAUUCAGAAAGGAGCUUUAGAUAAUUGGGAGAAGGAAAUCUUUACUAACACAGUUAAAUGGAUGUAUGUGAGUGGUAGAGCAGUUGACUGGGCAUGACACACUCUGAGUUAGUGUGAUCUGUUUAAAUACAGCAAUAGUGAAUAGAUAUACAGACUCGGUCAAUCCACAUCACCUUGUGUACCUAGGGUGAUAUCACAGGCUCUCCUCUGAGAAAGUGACUUGGGAAUAAAUUCAAUAUCAGUCUUGAUAAAAUAACUAUUGGCAUUUUACUUACACUCACACAACGCCAAUGACGCUUGUAGAACCAUCAUGGGACUUGCCUAAGUUACAAGUUGGAGCAUAUCAGAUGCUAAAUUAGUCUUGUGAAUUGCUUAACUGUAAAGGUGGAUUCAAAGCACCAUUACUACUUCAGCUAAUUGUAGCUGCUAUGGUGCUAUUUGUCUAUGGGCACCUUUUAUUCUGUCAAAACUGUUUUGGAACAACAGAGGCACUGCAUUUUGAAUCAUUCAUAAGUCACUUGGCAGAAGACAGUGGAACUGCACCUAAAGAAUCAAUGCACCAUAACAACUACAAUAACCUGUAGUUAUGGUGUGUAUACUGUCCUUUUUAAAGGACCACUAUAGUGCCAGGAAAACAAACUCGUUUUCCUGGCACUAUAUGGUCUUUAGGUGCCCCGCACCCUCAGGGUCCCACUCCCGCCGGGCUCUAGGGGGAGGAAGGGGUUAAAUGCUGACCUUUCUCCGGCGCUGGGGACUCUCCACCCUCUUCGACCGAAUGUGCAUGAGCGGCAAGAGCCGCACGCACAUUCAGUCAGGUCAUAGGAAAGCAUUCUCAAUGCUUUCCAAUGGACGCUGGCGUCUUCUCACUGUGAAAAUCACAGUGAGAAGUGCGGAAGCGCCUCUAGCAGCUGUCAAUGAGACAGCCACUAGAGGCUGGAUUAACCCAUAUGUAAACAUAGCAGUUUCUCUAAAACUGCUAUGUUUACAGCAGGCAGUGUUAACCCUAGAUGGACCUGGCACCCAGACCACUUCAUUGAGCUGAAGUGGUCUGGGUGCCUAUAGUGGUCCUUUAAGUUACUCAUUGUUGAUUGGAGUUGAUUGUGAGUUGUUUUUUUUUUUUUUUUUAAUGUAUAUUUAUUUUUGCGAAAUAGAACAUUUUCUAAAGAAAUCUAUCAAGUGUAAUUUAUAUGUAUUCUACAAGAACACCUGGUAUCUUAAAAGAUUCUUAAUAAAAACAGCUUGUUAUCAUAAGACACAUCAUGUGAUUUUUCUUAUCUUGUAUCUGUUGUUUUAUUUGCAUAAUGCUUUUGUGUGUUCCUUAGUAUCUAUCACAAAUGUCACUUAACAGGUAUUUAUGGGACACAACAAAGAUGGCGUUAUUAAAGCGCCAGUAAACCAUUAACUGAUAGUUGAACCACAGCAUUGUGUUCCACAUCUGCAGGUAUAUUCUGGAUCACCUGGGACGAUCUGUGUCAGUAUUAUGAUGUGAUCUACUUGAGCUGGAACCCAUGCCUUUUUAAAGACUCAACAUGCAUUCACAGGUACCUUUACUUGUUAAAACCAAUUCCCCAAUAAUUCCAUCAGACAUUUACUUGGUCACUAGCUGGGAAUAAUAACAUUAUUUGCUGGACUUUUGAGCUGAGGUUUUCAAGUAGGCCAUCAAUUGGGCAUACACAGAGAGCGGUGUUUCUUUUGUUUAUUCCAAUAAGAUGAUGAGUGCAGAAUUUCUGGAUACAAUGUGACCAAUACAUGCAUUGAUAAAAGAUACAUUUUAUUCUUAGACAGAGCAUAUAUUUAGGCUGUAUAUGAAUAUAUAGUUUUUGCUUUAUGUACUAAGGUGCUAUCCUAAUUCUAAAAAGAGAUAAUCAGAAGCACUGGGUGGAAGAAAAGUGAUGAUAAAAGAGCCUGUAAGUAGGAGAGAGAGGGGAAGCAAACUCUAAUAUAUUAAGCAUGAAUAAGGAGCAAGGCCGAUGUAUAGUGUUUUUUCUAAAUGGUACAGUAAAGCUAAACUGGCUUUAUAGCAGUUGUGCUUCCUCACAUCUUCUAACCGCUGCUCAGGCAGGACAGAUUGGGAAUGGCACAUAAUAGACUUUGUAAAGAUAGUUUGUUGUUUGUACGUAUGUUUGUGUGUAUUUGUUCACUAAAUUGCAGUGUGUGACCAAUGAAAUCAAUCAAUCAAUCAAUAGCACAGUUGAAAAUAAAGCUUAGUAGCGAUUCUAUUACUUUAGUUGAAAUUUGAUAUUGUUUUCAUUUUAUCGUAAUUCACAGUUUAUCUAUUAGUAUGCUAUUCACAUACACAUUAUGAUCUCACUUGUUACUGUUUAAUGAUUUAAGUAAUGAUUUAUUAUAUUUUACAGCACUUGGGAUGCCAAGCAGGGACCCGUUAAAGAUGCAUACAGUCUCGCUAACAACCCACAAUAUAAACUUGAAGUUCAGUGUCCAAAAGGGGGCGCUGCAGUUUGGAUCCUCCUAAGCAGACACAUCACUGACAAGGUUUGCUUGACCGAGUAGUUUGUGCACAAUAGGAGCAGUUAUUCUCAAAGCCAUUUUAUUUAAAGAACCACUAUAGGCACCCAGACCACUUCAGCUUAAUGAAGUGGUCUGGGUGCCAGGUCCAGCCAGGAUUAACUCUUUUUUUCUAUAAACAUAGCAGUUUCAGAGAAACUACUAUGUUUAUAUUAGGGCUAAUCCAGCCUCUAGUGGCUGUCUCAUUGACAGCCGCUAGAGGCGCUUGCGGGCUUCUCACUGUGAAAAAAAUCACAGUGAGAAGACGCCAGCGUCCAUAGGAAAGCAUUGUGAAUGCUUUCCUAUGGACUGGCUGAAUGUGGGCGCGGCUCUUGCCUCGCAUGCGCAUUCAGCCGAGGAGGAAGAGAGCUUCCCUUCCGGCGCUGGAGAAAGAGGUAAGUUUAACCCCUUCCACCCCCUAGAGCCUGGCGGGAGGGGGACCCUGAGUGUUUUCCUGGCACUGUAGUGGUCCUUUAAUAUUUUACACUUAGCAUUAAUAUAUAAAAUGCUGUUUAGUGUUAUUAUGCCAAUCAGUAUAUUCUUUGCUUCUCCAUUGUGCUUGUUUGCCAGCUUUUGAAUGAACCUUUAACUUGUGUGAUUAACAAGUUGGUUCCCAAAAAACACAUCUCACUGUUUUUCCAAUGGUCCUUAAUCUUUUUUUUUGACAGUGUCUUGCAACCUAGUAUAUAGCAAUACCCAUGCAAAAAAAAUAAUAAAAAUCAACACAGGUCAUUGUGGUCAGCUGCUUGUGCUAUGGUAGAUGUGUUGUGCUGGUUCCAGCACAUGAGAAUCCACUUAAAUAGCUGGGGUACCAAGUUUUGAAUGAUCACCAAAGGAGUAAGACUACUGGUUUAGGCAAUAGACAGGACAAAGCCAUAAUAAUUUUGAAUAAUAAACAGCACAUUCCCUUGUUGUCAGGAUAAGUCUACAAUUACAUUAAUUAAUUGGCAGCCAGCCGCUAGACUGUCCCUUCCAAAUUGCACCAGUGCAGUAAACCUAAUCUUAUUGAGGCUAUUUGGGAUGGUUAGAGUCUAAUGUUACACAGGAAAUUAUCUUUUACACGCCACAUGAGAGCAGUUCAGGGGACAGACUCCAAGUAAGUUGAAUAUAUGCUACAUACAAUAAUUAGUAAAAAGAUAUAUAUAUAUUUUUUUAUAUUAUUACAGUAUUUCUUUUCCAUUUCCAAGCAAUCAUUGCAUGAAUUCCUUCCUAAUCAAGUUAAUAUGUAACAAAGCCAAACUUUAGAAAUCGUUAAUAUGUAUGCUAUGUCAGUCCGUGGUGUUAACUUUGUACUUUGUGCCAAGCCACACGAUAUCCAUCCCAGGCAGUGAAUGUCCGUGCUGAUAGUGUUUGACUUUAUAGCUGUUUGUCUAAGCUUGGCAAAAUAUUAACACACAAUAAGAACCAAAGAGCCACAUGUAUUUAGAUUAUAUAUUAAAAUUACAUUCUGUGCUAAGGCCUGGUAAGUCAUAUAACUCUAAUGCUACAUGUGUUUGUUUUUUGUUUGUUUUUUUAUAUGCAAAUAUGGGUGAUGUUCAGAUAGGGUGAAAUCUAUUAAUCUCUUAAAUUCCUCAUAUUAUUUGUUACAGGAUGAUUUUGCUCAUAACAAAGAGUUUAUAACAUUGAUUGUUUACAACAAGACUGAUGGUAAAAAGAUUUACUAUCCAGGUACGUUUUGUCUCAAAAAGUUCCUUUUGCCGAAAUUCACAUGCUUGUCUUUUUGACAAAGCAUAAAAAUGUGUUGUACAAUAUGUAUUUUGCGAAUUUUAAAGGAACAUUCCUAGGACUAUGACUACUACAGCCCUUUGUAGUGAUUAUGGUGCUAAGAGUGCCCUGGCACCGUGAAGAUGUCAAACCGUUUUAGUCCUGUUUAACAACUUACCUAGGUUCAUAUAGGCACUUGCAGCUACAGGUUUUAGUGGUUAUGGUCCUUUCAAGGAUCAAUGAUUCACUGUAAUUUAACCUCUACAAUAAGUUGCUGUAGUUAUGGUGCUUAGUGUGCCCCUUUAACACGGACUAAACAGUUAGGGAAACGUAGCUCACAAACAUCUGGAAUUCCAAGGUUAUCAAUAUAGACUAUCUGGACACCAAUACACUUCCGGUGUAAUCUUCUGAACACUAAAUGUGUUCAUAGUGUUCUAUAAAAAUCUUAUAAUAUGUCUAGGUUUUGCUUUAAAUUAACAGCGUUAAAGAACACGCAGUAGUACAAUACUACAUCAUGUGAUUGGUGAAUAUGCAAUAAAUAGUCUCUGGUGGCAUUUUCCAAUUAUUUAGUUGAAUAUGCUUACAGGAGAUUAAUUAGAAGAUCCAAUUAUUGGUUAUUCACCCAGGGUUAAGCCUACUUCUCAUAUAAGUGUGUUAUUCAUCUCAUUAAUUGUCUCUGCACGAUAAAUGACAAGUGAUAAGUGCAAAGGUGAAUUAGUCUAAACAGUUAACAAUACAUUCUUAAAUCUUUUUAAAUUUGGUUUAUGUUAAAUACUUAAAAGCUCCAUAUACCAGUUAAAAAAUGUAUUAAACGAAGUUCAUUAAACGCGGUUUGCCAUUUUCCAGCUGACCCUGCCCCCUACAUUGAUGGAAUUCGGAUAAACAGCCCUCACUACCUUACAAAGAUGACAUUGACCUCUCCUGGGACUCAUACAUUCACACUGGUGGUAUCUCAGUAUGAGAAGCAGAACACCAUUCAUUAUACACUUAGGGUAAGUGUGAUAAGCAGCUAAUGGAAAGAAGACAUUCCAACGCAUUUCACUUUAUUAAGAAGUACAUACGAGGUUUCAGCUGUAGUCAAAGCACAUGUGGGAGAUCUAUACUUGGUGAAACUGUCCUGUGUCUGUUAUACAUAUUUCAUGGUUCACCUCCCAAUUAAAUACCAAGCUCCCAAUUGUAAUAAAGGUAAAAUAGCUUUAUAGUCAACACCUGUCUGUGAUUAAAGCUAUUUUAAAAAAUGGAGAAGAUUAGGGGUGUAUAUGAGUAAACCAUAUGAGAAAAAAAAAAAGUAAAUUAACAAAGUCGAUGGAUAAUGAUUAAUAUGGAGUGCUGAAAUUGAAAGCAAUGAGUAGAGACCCAUGUCUUUAUUAUGAAUAGCUCAUCUAAAAUAUGUGUAAUAUGUCAUGUCAAACGAAAAGCUAGCCCGUGUUUACUAAUUAAUGCAUUUUUCUAGGUUUAUGCCGGUUGCAAGUUUACAUUUUCUAAGAUUCCCACACCAUACACAAUAAAUCGUCGGGUAAGAGCUACAGAUUUAAAUUCACAUAGUGGCCAUUUAUACAUUGACUUUUGGUAGAUAUUUAAUUUACUUUGUCUACUUCCAGAUUAACGGACAGUGGAAAGGACAGAGUGCUGGAGGUUGUGGCAAUUUCAGAGACACCCACAAGAAUAAUCCUAUUUAUCAGUUUCAAAUGGAGAAGGCUGGACCAUUACUGGUAGAAUUGCGUGGACCAAGGUUUGUUAUUCUCUACUCUUUGAACCUAUAGUUAACCCCUUAAGGACACAUGACCUGUGUGACAUGUCAUGAUUCCCUUUUAUUCCAGAAGUUUAGUCCUUAAGGGGUUAAUAAGGGCUGUUCUGCCCUGAUGUCCUGCUUCUUAGGACACUCAUGUCAAGUCCAUGGAAAGCACAGCACAAGCAUAAUAUAAGAUGUUCUGUCAGGGUGCAAUAUACAUUACAGUGCUCUAAGCAGAGCUGCAGGAACACCAUGCUGAAACAUCCAUUUCUCACUAGGUACAUGUCCCAUUAGGCAUCACUAGUGAUGUGUAGUAAUGCAAGACAUGUUACUGCCCCAGAAGGCUUUCAUUUCGUGAACUCGUUACUAUUGACCAGAAAAAGCACAGAUUUCUAUUCUAGAAAUUCCUGGAGAGGGUUCAAGGGUAGGGGGCUGUUGGAUAACCGCUUCCCCUAGUGGCUGUUUACAUAUGCGAAAGCACUUCAGCCCCUAGUGGCUGUUGACAUAUCUGAAAACACUUCAGCAGUGUUUUCAAUUAACCUUCAGUUUCUGCCUGAUGGUCUAUUUUACUUUACAGUAUAGAACUAAUUUGUUUAUAUAACACGUUACUGUAGAAAGCACAAAAACUUUACAGAUAAACUUGGCAAAACAAUUUAAUUUCUUGGCAUUAAUAGCCUUAUAAUCUAGAUUUAUUAUCAUAUGAGCUGUUUUUUGUCUCUUCUUUCAUAUACACUUUUUAUAAAAAUAUAUUUAGAAGACAUCACAUGCAAAGUGCUGCCUACAAAUGUGGUGAUAAGGCUUUACAUUUUUAUACAUUGUGAGUGCAUUCAUAUUAGCACCUAAGGUGCUAAGCACUUUCAUUUAGACAUAUUGCCCUAUGAUAUGUUUACUUUUUAGCAUCUUCCUUGUUAUAUGGUAUUUAAGAGGAUUUAGAGGAGUCCUGUGGAUUGUUAUUUUUCAGAGAAAUAAUUCAUUUAUUUUAUCACUCGUUGUUUUUACAAGUGUGUGUCUACCACAUCUGAAUAAGAACCAUAUAUAUUGAUAUAUGUAUAUAUAUAUUUGAGUGUAUUAAAGGGACACUCAAUUUUCCAAAUAAAUAAACAAACAUUGUUUCGAAGAUAGAACCUCAAUGAAAACAUCCAUGUAUUUAAUCAUGCAUUGUUUUCAUUCAAGGUAUAUCUAAAAACAGCUUUUAAAAAAAAGCUACAGAUCAUCUCUUUGCAAGCCCUCUUUUUGUAAUCCCACCCUUCAAUCACAGACUGAUCAAUGCAGCUAAAUGGGAAGUUUUUACAAGGCAGGUGUUCUGGAUAAUUGCUGCCUCUUGAGUUUAGCUCCACUGAGCUAACCAAACCAGGAAGCAACAGAAUGGAUUGUUUAACAGCCAGGGGGUGUAACAAUGUUAAUUUAUAAAAGUGCCAAUUUCAAUUGAAUUAUUUUUGUAAAAUGUGCUUUAUGGGUCUGGAAUGUCCCUUUAAUUUUAUAAUACACUCCUUUAAAUCAAAUAACUGAUCUUGUGACUGAUAAAUUAGUUUGAUAAACACCCUAGGAGUUCUCUAGGAGGACUAUGGAGAUUAAUUAUUAAACCCCAUACAUCCCAUUAUGCUGUGAUUUAAAUCUUUCUUUGUGACAUCCCAUAAUGUAUUGAGUGAAUACAGCUGCAGAAUUUGCAGUGUCAUCACUUAUUUCUUAAAUCUAGCAUUUGUAUUUGAAUGUUUUAGAAAAGAACUUACACUAACAACUGAGCCAGUGUACUAUAAAAAAAUACAUGCUCUGUUUCCUUAUCACGCAGGCAGUACAGCGUUGGCUUUGAGGUUAUUACAGUAUCUGCAACGGGAGAUCCUGGUUCAUCUGGUUUCCAGAAAAAAGGCAGUGGUGAUUACAGGUACGGUAAUUGUCCUUUCCCUAUAGUAUGCAUGAAGAUCUCAAUGUGAAAUGCAAUGGGUUCUGCCCAUUUAAUUUAAUAUGAAAACGAUAAAUACAUCACAUUUAUUCCUGUUAGCGUAAACCUUAUCACCUGCUGACUUCUAAGAUCAAUUAUUAUUAAAAAUCCUCUUGUGUUUGUUUUUAAAGAAUUGAAUUGUGUAUUUAAUUCAAAGAAAUCAUUUGGGAUUACUAGUAGGGAUUUAGUUGUCUUUUGUAUCACAAUAAAUAAAAAGGUCUAUAAAAAGACAAUCUCCCUUUAUAUUACCUUUUUUCAAUCAGGAUUUCUGAUGUCAUAUACCAUGGGUCCUCAAACUCCGGCCCCCCAGAUGUUGCUGAACUACAACGCCCAUGAUUCUCUGGCUAUCUAUGUAAUUCAAAGAAUCAUGGGAGUUGUAGUUCAGCAACAUCUGGGGGUCGGAGUUUGAGGACCCAUGUCAUAUACAAUGAUAUGCAAUGCAUAUACAAUGCUAAAUAAUUACCAAAGGAAAUUUAUGUUCUGUUCACAUACAGCUGUAGAAGGUCCUGGCGUUUGGCCGCCACCUGACAGCAUUGAGAUAUAUUUUGUGUUAUUAUUUGUGCGAUAAAAUACAAAUUGUUGAUACAAUGUUAUGGGUUGAUGACCAAUAGGACAUGUCUGUCCACAGUGCCAUUAUCCCACUUGUGCACUUCAAUCCAUAUUUCAUCAGUGUAUGUCUCACACACUAGUGACUGGCCUUCUUUUAAGAAACACUCCAAGUCUUAAACUGGUUAUAUUUAUAAUAUAAAAUGUGUGCAAAUAGUAUUAACAACACGAAGUGUCAUCAUGCUGGGCAUGAUGCUGAACAUAUUGGUCUUCAAUUGUUUAAGGGCUUUUAAAAAGGCACUUCCAUCUGAAGCCCUUGAAAAUAUUAUUAUAUAUUCUAUUCUCUGACGAAUGUAAACAUUGUUGUUUCUCAGAAAAUGCAAUGUUUAUAUUUGUCAGAGAAAAGGGGACAGCAUCACUGCACCAAAACCACUACAUUAAAGGGACUCUCCAGUGCCAGGAAAACCAACAGUUUUCCUGGCACUGCAGGUCCCCUCCCACCCCCCAUCCCAAGUUGCUGAAGGUUACAACCCCUUCAGUGACUUACCUGAUGUUCCUCGGCUGUGGUUCAGGGUCUGCCCACACUCCUCCCCGAUAUCAUCCAGCGGGGGAGAUCAAAUGCGCAUGCGCAUUAGACCUCCACAUAGGAAAGCAUUGAAAAAUGCUUUCCUAUGGGGAUUUCAGCUACGCUGGAGGUCCAGAGAUGCUAUAGCACACGAAAUGUGUGCUGUAAACCCGGAAGUGCCCUCUAGUGGCUGUCUAGUAGACAGCCACUAGAGGAGGAGUUAAUCCUGCAAGGUAAAUAUUGCAGUUUAUGAAACUGCAAUAUUUACAGUUGCAAGGUUAAGGGUAGUGGGAGUUGGCACCCAGACCACUCUAAUGGGCAGAAGUGGUCUGGGUGCCUGGAGUGUCCCUUUAAGGUGUGGGGUUUUGGUGCUUAGUGUCUCUUUUAAAGAGAUCCUGAACAUAUCCCAUGGGACGCAAGGAUUCAUGGGGUACAACAGUGAUAUUGAGGAAUUUUCUCUGUCAGGAAUUUCCCCCUGCCAUGGUCUUUCAUACCAAUUUGCAACUCUCUGUAUUUCUCUUUGUCUACAAACCAUAUGGUAAGGAGCCCCAAUGAAUGAUACAAGACAAUGUAAGGUUUAAGGUGACUUCUAACGGGCUGUGGAACAGGUUAUGUUCAGCAGGAAACAGGGGUGGUCUUAACAAGUAUUAUCCAAUUCUAAUAAAAUCAUCUAUCUUAACCUACAGCAAGCUUGCAGGUGUAUCUUCAUGUUUAGGCCUUGCACAAAAUUCUAAAUUACACAUUAUUAUGCAGUUGUGAUCAAAGGGGGAAACACACAGGAUAUAACACAUGUUACACAAUGUUCUAUAGCUCUUGUUUAGGGGUAUAUUCACUAAGCAUAGAAUAUAGAUAAAGUAUAUUAUUUCAAAUAGCUGACAUGCUCCAAGUUAGCCAGUUUUAAACAGACUGUACAUCAUGUCAUCUGUAGUUUGAGCCUUAGGUCAAUAUAGGCAAAGUGUAUUAUUCCCAACAAACAGUGUUCCAAUUAAAUAAUGAAACCGCCUCUUUCUGUUUCUUGGGGAUUCACAGCAAAUGGGGUGAGGGGUAUUUGAAACAGUAUCUUGUAUUCGAUUUUGAUUUAUAUUUUCCAAUCUGUAUAAUUAAGGACGUGGGGUGGCUCUGUGUGUCAAUGUGUUUGUCUUUCCAACUAUUUUACUAAAGCACAUACUCAUUGGUAAUGUUGGCCACUUCUCCUUUCUCUUUUUCAGGUGUGGGUUUUGUUAUCUGGAACUAGAGAAUGUCCCAGCUGGCAUUUACAAUGUUAUUCCGACAACGUUCCUGCCAGCUCAGGAGGGUCCCUUCUUUUUAGACUUCAACAGUGCAAUACCAGUCAAAGUGUCACAGUUACAAUGAUUGUGGAUAUUCCAGAGAUCCUCAGGAACCGCCUCUCAAAAAUCCCUUCUUCCACUGAGCACAGCUGAACCCAGCGGGCACUGAGUUUACAUGGCACUUGCAGGGCAUGGCAUUUUUAAGCUGUGAUGCUUCUGACACUUUACCAUACACAGAUUACAUGCCCUCAUCCUUGAAGAGUCUUAUUUUAUGAAAGGUUGUAAGGGAAAUGGGUACUGUUCAUGCCCAGAAUUUAAUCUGUACUUGAAUAAUUCAAAAGAAUAGUGCUAUAAAGAAUAUUUUUUUCCACCACAGUGCAUUGCAUUUUGUUUUUAAAACAAAUGUAUCGGUUAAUAUAUACAUUUCAAAAAUUAUGUCUGCAUAUAACAGCUACCUUUUAGGUGUCGGAUUACAGUAUAAUAAAAGGAGUGCUGACUAAAAUAAACCUUUUAAUUAUUAGCACGCCUUGUAUAAAGCACUGGUAUUAUUUGUAUCACCACAUUUUUGCCGUCUUCAUUUUGUAGAAUGCAGAGGCCAUCAG
Pelobates cultripes (western spadefoot toad) is the source of this 24945-nucleotide messenger RNA. The record is from the annotation of a GenBank genome assembly. Lineage: Eukaryota; Metazoa; Chordata; Amphibia; Anura; Pelobatidae.